UGCUCAGUAGCGCUCGGCGAUUAAAAACUUGACGGGUAGCCGCGAGCGGGGGUUCCAACUAGGCCGUUUGGGUUGUGCUCGAGUGGGUGCCGGAGCUUUUCUACACGCCAUGGGGAAAAGGGACAACCGGGUGGCUUAUAUGAAUCCCAUAGCAAUGGCUAGAUCAAGAGGUCCUGCCCCAUCUUCAGGUCCUACCAUACAAGACUACUUGAACAGGCCAAGACCAACAUGGGAAGAAGUAAAAGAGCAACUAGAAAAGAAGAAGAAAGGUUCCAAGGCCUUAGCAGAAUUUGAAGAAAGGAUGAAUGAGAACUGGAAAAAAGAAUUGGAAAAACAUAGGGAAAAACUGUUAAGUGGAAGUGAGAGUGCUUCAAGAAGGAAAGAGAAAAAGAAAAAAGAGAAGAAGAAAUCCAGUAGGUUGUCUCCAUCUUCCUCUUCCUCAUCAAGCUCUGAUUCUUCCAGCAGUUCUUCUGAUUGUGAAGAUGAGGAUAAGAAACAAGGGAAAAAGAAAAGGAAAAGAAAGCAUCGCUCAGCACGGAGAUCAUCUGAAAGCUCUAGUUCUGACUCUGAAUCAGAGAGCAAGGAUACCAAAAGCCUUAGUAGGAAAAGGAAGAAAACAGAUCAUGGUGAUGGCGCGCUAUCAUCAGAAUCUUCAUCAGAAUCUGAGCAUACAGAAGAGAUACAAGCAAAAAGGAAAAAAAGCAGUGAAGAGAAAGAGAGAAAUGACAAGACAAAAAAACGAAAGAAGCACAAGAAACAUGGCAAAAAGAAGAAAAAGAAGACAGCUAGCUCAAGCUCUCACUCAGAAUAACACCAGUCAAAACUCUUUUUCUUAUCAAAAGUGCAAUGAGAGAACAGUAACUGUGAAAAUUGUGACAGACUCUACCAACUGCAUGAGCUCUCCUGUGUGUUAACAAUGUUCUCUGCUUUCAGCUUAUCCAGUGCCGGUGGGCUGGAAAUAGCCAUUGAUGUUGCCUGAUGCUUCAUAUAUAUAUAUAUAUGUAUAUAUAUAUGAAUAUGUAGUACCCUCCACCCUCCCCUCCAAUAGCUGAUGGUAAAUGUUUUAAGAUAAGUCCUGCACAUGGGUUAGGUGAUUUGAUGGCAGUGAGAAAUCUGGUUGAUGUGGAAUGCUGUUGCCAAUUCUAAAGUUGUUACAUGUGCUCCAAUGCACAUGUAUAGCUCAGCGUUUUCCCUACAUUGUAAUGAAGGAAACUAAGUAAUAUAUGAGUGGAAUUGCACACAUGGAUCAGCUCGAUGUGUUGUAAUAAAUGGGGCAGCCCAUGAGAGACUCUCUGUAUACAUCUCAGAGGUGCUGCUAUGCUUAAAAGUGAAAGGUAAAGCCAAGGUGGGAAAGCUGCUACGUGCAAUUAGAAUUCCCAGGGUAUCUUAGCCAGCUUAGCAACCAAAUGUGUCAGCUAAGGCUUUCUGGGAAUUGUAGUCCAAAAAUAACUUUCCCCAUCUCUUAUUAAAUGUAGAGAUUUUAUUUAACAGUUGCGGAAAUUUAAAUUGCUUUUCAAAGGUGAUCAUACAACACAGUAACUCCUGUGACAUUUCACUACUACUGAUGCCAUUUUUUGAAACAAACAUACCAGUAACAUGUACAAAUGUUACAUCUGUAGAUAUAUGUAGUGUAGUUUUGUUCUUGCUUCUAUGAGUGGGAGAUGGGUUGUUUGUGCUCUCGUGGACUAGGGGGCAUAUUUUGAUUUUUGCAAAUAGCAGGAGCGUUGGCUGAUACUGUCACUGUGCUUCCAAAGGUACUUUCAGAAACCUUUUUAUUUCUGAAUAUGGGGUAAAUUCAGUGGAAAAUUUUCCUAUACAGUAAAGACCCCAUAAAGUAAAAGGGAAUUGCAUAAGAGAAUCUAUGCCAAUUAUCUUUCAGGCGUAAUGGGCUGUCAUAUUUCUUUGUUUAUGCAACGCCCCAUUCAUGUGUAGCAUUUGCAAAAAUUAUACCUUAUUUUUCCCAUCUUUCUGUUCCUGUCUGUUUAUGUGUCAGCAGGGCAGACAACAAAUGUGGCUACCCAUUCUUAAUCGAACUUGGCUGUCAGUUUAUCCCAGAUCUGUAGCAUGUGGUACUAGCAUACAUCAGCAUAGCUGACAUCCAAAAAAAUUAGGCUCUUUCUCCCAUUGAAUGAAAAUAAUACUGAGUAUCGUGCUAGUAAUAUGUUUUACCAUUAUUUAAAGUAGUAUUAAGUUGGAUUGAACUUCCCUUUUAAAACUGUGUUGUCAUUAAGGCAUUUAGAAUUAAUGUUCUGCAUGAUUUUGUACUAUUUCAAAAUUAACCAGUGGAGGACAACAGUUGUAAUCAGUGAUGUGUUUUUUUCUAUUUUCAUUUUUAAUUAUGUUCAACACACAGCAUCAUUUAAAAGUAUUAGUUUGUAUUGUAUUCAUGCUUAUGUUUAAAUGCAUACUUGCUGAAGAUAUUUAGCAUGUGAAAAGCUGAGAGGGUGAUAUCAAACAGCUUCAUAUUGAAGCUGGUUUUACUCUACACAAAUUCAAUGGCUGACCUGUUAUGCAACUAUGUCUUGGUAAAAAAAAUACUACCAGACACUUAAUAAAGAUCUGUUUUAAAGUU
Pogona vitticeps (central bearded dragon) is the source of this 2572-nucleotide messenger RNA. RefSeq names its product family with sequence similarity 133 member B (gene FAM133B). The record is from RefSeq and is a predicted model, not a curated record. NCBI's taxonomy places the organism in Eukaryota, Metazoa, Chordata, Lepidosauria, Squamata, Agamidae.